GCAAACCCAGCCGGCCGGCAGGGGGGCAUUGUGGGAUCUCGGAGGACCGAGCCGCGCUUGCAAGCCUGUCCGGCGAGAGGGAAAGAGAUUUAAAUAUAAAAUAUAUCAAAUAAAAUCAAACCGCGGCUCAGACUCCCAGAUAAAGAGCUAACCCCCGAGGAAAGAGUAAAGAGAGCCGGGAGAGCCCCCGCGGAGCCGCUUUCAGGGGCGGGGGAGCGGCUUUUAGAAGCGAGCGGCCUGCGCAGCCUCGGGCUUUCCUGAGAGGCGACGCCGCCGCUGGGGUCGGGAAGCCCGGCCUCGGAAGAACCGUUUAUUUGUUUUUUCUUUCUCUCUAUAACGUUUAUUUUUGUCGACCUACUUUAAAUACAAGCGUGUAUAUUUAUUAUUUAUUAUCCCCCAAAACCCCUUUUUGAAGUAUUAUUAUUAUUAUUUAUUAUUAUUAUUAUUAUUAUUAUUAUUAUUAUCUGUACGUCUGCUCUGAAUGUGACGUCACCCCGUCGUUUAAAGAACCGUCCAGGCAAGAUGUUUUGGAAGUUUGACCUCUCCUCCAGCUCCCAGUUGGACAGCGUCCUGUCCCGGGACGGGGUUGUCCUCUCGGAGGUGUUGGACGAGGAGGACGUCCUGCAGGAGUGCAAAGUGAACAACCAGCGCCUGGUGCAGUUCCUCACCCUGCCUGAGAACAUGGUGGCGCUGGUGAGCUACGUGACUCAGGAGCCCGGAGAGGAGAUCGACGAGAGGAGGAGAUACAAGUACCCCAGUGUCUCGUGUGAGAUCCUCACUGCCGAUGUACCCCAGAUUAAUGACGCUCUGGGUGAUGACGAGGCGUUGCUGGACAGGCUGUACUGCUUCCUCCAGCCCAGCGGGGGCGCCGGACCCCUCAACCCGCUGCUCGCCUCCUUCUUCAGCAGAGUCAUGGGGCUGCUGAUCAGCAGGAAGAGCGAGCAGAUAAUCUCGUUUCUGCGGAGGCGUGAUCAGUUCCUCUCUCUCCUGCUCUCUCACAUCGGCACGUCUGCCAUCAUGGACCUCCUCCUGAGACUCAUCACCUGUGUGGAGCAGCCCUCCCUCAGACAGGACGUGCUCAACUGGCUGAUUGAAGAGAGGGUCGUUCAGAGACUUGUUGAAAUGAUUCACCCCUCGAAAGAUGAAGAGCAACACUGCAACGGCUCCUCAUCCCUCCUCGACAUCAUCAGACUGAAUCGGGAUCAACUCGCCCACAUCCAGCUGAGCCCAGAACACAACCAGCUCCUCAGCAUCUUAGAGAGACAGGACACUGUGGAGCAGCUGCUGUCCAACAUGUUGGACGGGAGUCCCGUUGAGUCCGUCCUCGUGAACGGGAUCCAGGUUCUGCUCACGCUGCUGGAGCCGCGCAGACCCAGGCCGGAGCUGGGUGGGAUCGGGGGCUUCUUCAACAUCGACGGGCAGCUGGAACUCUGUAACCCCGGAUACGACCCCGUGACCCCGCCCAGCGGCCCGGGCGUGCUGCAGGCGGUCAGACUGAGAGUGAAGGAUUUCCAACAGCUGCUGACUGAUCCACCCAGGAAAGAGCCAAUCAGAACGACCUGUGGGGUUCUGGACCCGCCUCUUGGCUCCGUGCGCCUCCAGGUGGUAAAACUGCUGAACUGCAUCCUGCAGGCGAACCAGCUUUCGCUGUUCGAAGAGCUGCUGAAAUUCAGAGUCCUCGACACCACGCUGGAUCUCUUUUUCCAGUACACCUGCAAUAACUUUCUGCAUACUCAGGUAGAGCAGUGUGUGGGUCUGGUGCUCUCGAACCCGUGGCCAGGGCAGGAGGACCAGACAGGAGAGGAGACUCCCCCGAGCGCUCGGGAGAACCAGCUAGUCCAACAUUUAUUAGAAAAAUACAGCUUGAUUCAGAGAGUCCUGACAGCAUGGAAAGAAAAUGAAAACCAGCAGAGGGAGGGAGGGAGGAGGCGUGGCUACAUGGGUCACCUGACCAGGAUAGCCAACCACAUCGUGCAGAGCUGUGAGAAGGGGCCCAACCAAUCGCUGACCUCGGGAAUAAUCAAAGGUAUUGAUCCCUAUUGAAAUUCUGUGUCUCUGAGCCUGCGCUGCUUUGACUGUUGGGUUCAGGAGCAGCGUUGCCGUGGGUAAUGUGAAUCAGGACUACAGCUC
Molecule: messenger RNA, 2130 nt
Organism: Polyodon spathula (Mississippi paddlefish)
Lineage: Eukaryota; Metazoa; Chordata; Actinopteri; Acipenseriformes; Polyodontidae
Product: serine/threonine-protein phosphatase 6 regulatory subunit 1-like
Exons: 12
Coding region: 523-2043 (506 amino acids)
Cellular component (GO): cytosol; nucleus
Molecular function (GO): protein phosphatase regulator activity; protein phosphatase binding
Source: RefSeq, a predicted model, not a curated record